Molecule: messenger RNA, 1971 nt
Organism: Microthlaspi erraticum
Lineage: Eukaryota; Viridiplantae; Streptophyta; Magnoliopsida; Brassicales; Brassicaceae
Source: the annotation of a GenBank genome assembly
AUGGCACGUACUAAGCGGGGACUGACAGCACAUAAGAAAAAGCCCUCGGAAUUAAGAGAUGAUGCACAUGUGGAAGAACAGCCAGAGUUAGGAGAUGAUGCACAUGUGGAAGAUCAACAGAACAACGCAGAGUUGCAGUCGACAGAACAAGAAUUUGAUCGUGAAGAUGAGGACGAACCUGAAGGUGAAGUGGAAUUAUCUGACCAUGAUGAGGCUGGAGCUGUACGUAGCCGUAAGAGACAGCGAGGUCCGACUAGGAUGAAACACAGAGCCAAGGAUCCGAACAACAAACUACAAGUAGAUUUCACUUUCACGGGAGAACCUUAUGGUUCUGGUUCAGUGAAGUUGUCUUCCUACUUGAGUCCAUUGGUCCGGGAACACGUUCCUCUGACACUCACUAUUUGGACAAAACUUAGUGAAGCUCUGAAGACACUUCUCUGGAAAUCUGUUCAGGCAAGGUUUGAACUAGACGAAGAUUACCAACGGAAAACGGUGCGGAAGCAGUUGGGAUAUUUGUGGAGUUCGGAUCACAAUAACCAUUCCUUUAUUAGGCCCUCAGUGAUAGCUACAAGGAAAGAAGGCGUAAACAGAUUCUUCACACUUGUAGUCGUAAAGGAAUGGUUAGACUUACAGAAGAAAUGUGAAAACCCCUCUGAGGUGACUCGCCUGAAGGUGUGGGUGAAGUCUCGUACGAGGAAAGAUGGUACACCGGUGAAUACGAAUGCUGCUGAGAAGAUGAAAAAGGCAUCUGAGGUAGUCCUUAGCGCUACUCCAAACACUGAUACAAAUGAAGGUGAAGAUACACUUACCCAACUGUUAGGACCUGAUAAUUCGGGCAGAAUGAGGGUCAUGGACAGGAACAUGACUAAGACGAAAUUGGCUUGUUUCGAAGUGAAACACAAGUGUAUGACUGAAAUGCAAGAGAAACAAGUACAUCUCCAGCAGAAGGUGAAUGAGUUGCAAGCUGAAAUUGCAAACCUUAAAAAUCAGCGACAAGAACCAGAAGUUGGUGAAAAUUCUGCUGCAAAAAGUGUCAACAAAAGAUCAGAACCCAAGUGUGUUUUGGUUGACUGGGCUGGUACUGACGCAAACGUUGCCGAGGGAAGAAUUAUUUCUUCUAAACCUAAUGACUUGGUGAAUGGCACUCGCUUAGGCCCCACAGAUGUGAAAGUAGUUGUUGAUUCUGCAACUGUACCAGAUGCAUUCCUUUGGAGACCUGCAACUAACAUGUUUACAAUGGUGGAAGCUGUUGGACAAAUGAUUGCAUGGCCUGCUUCUAAAUGUGUUCAUCUAAAACCGGCGAAACAAGUUGUAGACAUCAUACCCCUGACAGACGAACCGAAAACUUUGGUUAAUGGUCUACCUCUUGGACCAAAAGCAGUGAAAGUAUUCAUUGAUCAAGUGCAUCAGCCGGAGACAUUUAUAUGGAGGUCUACGAUGGAAACGACAUACAUUGAGGACUGUCUAAUGUCUUUUGUAGCAUGGCCUGCCACCAAAAUUGUCUUAGAAAACUCAAGAGAUGGAACUGGCUAUAAAUCUCCUUUUCAAAACUCUGUUUCAACUGACCAAACCGCAGGAGGGAAAUCAGUGGGCACUGCUUCUGGUUCUAUGGAGAUGUCAUUUAAAUCGGAUGCGACAGGUUCAAAGUCAGCAGCCAAAGUUUCAAAUUCGGCUAAUGAUAAGUCUCCAGAAACAUAUCCGGGAGUAGAGGUUAUCAAGGAAAAUCAGAAGUGCAAGUUGAUGGAUAUUAGUGGAAGAAAGCUGGUUGUUGCUGAAGGUCGUGUGCAUUCGACCGACCCAGAACAAAAGGUACAUUUUGUUAGAUUGGGGUUUGGUGCAGCAAGAGUUUGGGUAGACAUAGUCAAAGUUGAUGAUGCAGCAGUGUGGAAGCCAUCAGAUGAAAUCGAGACUGUGAAAGAUGCACACGGUUCAUCAAUUGCAUGGCCCAUGGAUAAAUUGGUCAUCUAUUGA